GGCGACUUCCUGGUGUGACUCUUAGCAAAGUUUCAAGAUUUUAGCAAACUACGACUGACCAGUGCAUCGUCGGACUAACAAUCCCGGUUUUCAUCGUUGUUGGCGCAUAUAAUGUUGUCAUAAAACAAACAUGAUUAUAACUGUACAUGCAGUAAUUGAUGGACACACAUCCCGUGUGCCUGUUGAGAUUGAACCUCAUGAUAGUAUUGAGAGUUUAGUUUAUGCAUUCUGCUACCAGCAAGGUGCACCUGCACACAGAACAUAUGUCGUCAGAAAUGAAAAAGAAGAUAUCCUGGAUUUUUCUAAAAGUCUUGCCUUAUGUGGUAUUGAAGACAGUGAUACGGUAUACAUUACUGAAGGAGAUGAGCCGGUGGAAUAUCUUCCCUCUCCUCAGAUGCCUUUAACAUACAACCCCUUCUUAAUUUUGGGAAUUGUAUUAACAACAGUGGGAAUUGUGGGUAUUGUUAUAGUAGCAGUUGUACAAAAUACCGCUCAUCCUGAAAUACAAAAAGGGUAUGGUUUGUCAUGGGAUGCUGGUUCAACUCAUUCCAAACUACACGUAUAUCAUUGGCCGGUGGAGAAGGAAGAUACAACAGCCCUAGUAACACAAAUAGACCAAUGCAGAGCUGAUGGUGGCGGUCUUUCAAGUUAUUUAGAUAAUCCACAAGAUGCAGGCAAGUCUUUGGAGCCAUGCAUAGAGAAGACAGCCAUGUCAGCAGUGCCAAAAGAUGAAUAUUCACAAACACCUAUCAUGUUAGGUGCUACAGCUGGUAUGCGAUUGUUAGAAAAAGAGGAUAAGAAUGUUAGUGAUGCGAUAAUAUCCUCAGUGUGGACCAGUCUUGAGCAAUAUCCAUUUAAUGUCACUAAUGUUAGUAUCAUAAGCGGUGAAUCUGAAGGCUCAUUCUCAUGGGUGACAGUCAACUAUUUACUGGGUAACUUUGUAGAGGUCCCAGCCUCUCUGUCUUCCAUAUUCUGGACUUCCACAGAAAAGCAUACCGUGGGGGCUAUUGACAUGGGGGGUGCCUCAACACAGAUGACAUUCAUACCUGAAGAUACCACUGUUGUACCAAUUGAAGACCAGAGAUACCUAAAACUUUAUGGAGAGGACUAUCACGUGUACACCCAUAGCUACCUAUGUUAUGGCGUCAGGGAAGCCGAAAGACGAUUUUUAGCAAAUCUUGUAAAGGAUUCCAACUACACGCACACUGUUAUCAAUCCCUGCGCUCCAAUUGGUUACUCAGAACACCGAACAGCUGCUUAUCUUUUUGAUGCAUACUGUAGUCAUGGUGAUGAAGCCUUGUCUGCCUGGGGAUCAGAGGUUGUUAUGCCUAAUGACCUCAAUAUUGACCUCAGUAACAUUACUUUCACUAUAAAUGGCAGUAGUAAUACUACACAGUGCUCAGCGGAGGUUAGAAAGUUGUUCGAUACUCCUCCUUUCCAGAGUGUUUUCAAGCCACCUGUUUUUGGCGAAUACUAUGCAUUCAGUACUUUUUAUUACACCACCAAUAACCUGAAUAUAAGCACUAAUGCAAGUAUGGCUGAAUUCAACAAUACUAUGCUGGCAUUCUGUAAUUUAACAUGGGAUGAGGUUAAAGUCAUGCCGUCCACAGACAGGAGUCUACUUCCAGCUUUUUGUUUUCAAGCUCAGUUUAUCUUUGGAUUUUUAGUCGAUGGCUAUAAAUUUACUCCAGAAACCUGGAAGUUUCAAUUCAGAAAUUCAGUCAGUGGUUCAGAUCUAGGAUGGUCUCUGGGGUUCAUGAUUAACGCUACAAAUCUUAUUCCAUCAGAACAAUCAAAGAGUGCGACACUAUCAACCGGUGUUUUCAUAGCGCUUAUGGUGAUCUUCGGGAUCAUUCUUUGUGUGGGUAUCGCAUUUAUGUUUUAUGCUUGGGUGAAGAAACAACGUCCAUCACCGCUGGCCACUUCUCAUAAAUAUGGCGCCAUUUGAGAGUCUGGGACCAAACUUUCAUAAUAAAGAUUUCCUGUGUCACCGAUUUUAUUUUCUGAAUGCUACCUAUUCAAAUACUUUGAAUUUUUAAUGCAGAAAACUGAUGUAAUUUCACACAGCCAGUAUUGUGCCUUUUAACCUGUGACUGCCAUCACUAGUCACAAUUUGGGAGUUUUUAAAGAAUGAAAUCCAUGCAGGUUCACCAAUUUUCAAU
Saccoglossus kowalevskii is the source of this 2162-nucleotide messenger RNA. RefSeq names its product ectonucleoside triphosphate diphosphohydrolase 8-like. Gene Ontology annotation, cellular component: plasma membrane. Gene Ontology annotation, biological process: nucleoside diphosphate catabolic process. Gene Ontology annotation, molecular function: ribonucleoside triphosphate phosphatase activity; GDP phosphatase activity; UDP phosphatase activity. The record is from RefSeq and is a predicted model, not a curated record. NCBI's taxonomy places the organism in Eukaryota, Metazoa, Hemichordata, Enteropneusta, Harrimaniidae.